Petromyzon marinus (sea lamprey) is the source of this 2128-nucleotide messenger RNA. Its product is annotated as cytochrome P450 3A8-like. The record is from RefSeq and is a predicted model, not a curated record. NCBI's taxonomy places the organism in Eukaryota, Metazoa, Chordata, Hyperoartia, Petromyzontiformes, Petromyzontidae. Gene Ontology annotation, molecular function: steroid hydroxylase activity; heme binding; iron ion binding.
UGUCAUGGUUUCACACCCACUCACUUCCGCCGCAGCGACCUUAUAUGCACCACAUACAGUGUCACAAGAAUGCGGACGGGAGUUUUUUUGUUCAGCUGCUGAAAAGAAAGUUCGCGUGAAGAUUCUUCACAAUAAUGGCUUUCAUGUCCAGCCUGUCUGAGAUGUCUCCCUUUACCCUGGUUCUGACAUUGGCUGCCUUCAUUUUGUCUGCAAUUUAUUUGCUAUGGCCAUACCAAAUCUUCAAGAAGAUGGGAGUUCCUGGGCCAACACCUUUCCCGCUAGUGGGAACUUUCCACCACUACCUCAAGGGAUUCAGAGAAUUUGAUGCAGAGAGUUUCAGAAAAUACGGCAGAGUCUGGGGGAUUUACGAUGGCCGGGUACCCGUGCUCAUGGUGACUGACACAAACAUGCUGAAACAAAUCCUCGUCAAAGAUUGCCUGGAGUCCUUCACCAAUCGCCGAAAAUUUGGACUUAGCGGGCCCAUCAAAGAUGUUCUGCUCAUAGCUGAAGAUGAGCACUGGAAGCGUAUCCGAAAUGUGCUGACUCCAGCGUUCAGUGGCGGAAAAAUCAAGCAGAUGUGUCCCCUGAUUCAGCGCUGUGCUGAAGUGCUGGUGCAGAACCUCCACGAACCGUGCCAGUUGGAACAACCAGUGGAUUUAAAAGAAAUUUUUGGAACGUACAGCAUGGACGUGAUCGCAAGCUCAGCCUUCAGUACGGACGUGGAUUCUCAGACCAACCCCAACGAUCCAUUUGUCAUAAAUGCAAAACUUCUUUUCAAAUUAAACUUCGCAAGCCCUUUAUUUGCUGUAAUUUUGUUCUUCCCAUUUUUGAUCUCUCCACUCGAAAGACUGGGAGUGACUUUGUUUGAUAAAAAAGCGAUACAUUUUUUCCAUAAAAUUGUUCAGCAAAUGAAGAACAAACGUCAGAAAGGGCUGAAUGACAUGGGAAGAGUAGACUUUCUGCAACAGAUGGUGAAUGCUCAACUUUCAGAAAACACCUCGAAUGGAAAUGAAGGGAAUGCUCCUGCAGAAAAGUAUUUGACUGACGGUGAACUGGAGUCUCAGGCAGUGCUGUUCCUCAUGGCUGGUUAUGAUAACACAAGCACAAGCAUCACCUUUUUGGCCUAUUGCCUUGCUUGUAACCCUGACGUCCAGACUAAAGUCCAGCAAGAGAUCGACACAAUUCUUCCAGAUGGCAAACUGCCAGAUUACGAGACUCUGAAGCAGAUGGAGUAUCUGGACAUGGUCGUGUGCGAGACUCUGCGGAUGUACUCAUCAUCAUCUCGUACGGACCGCGUCUGUAAAAAGACGACGGUUGUGAAUGACCUGGUCAUCCCCAAGGGUGUGGUGGUCACCGUGCCAUUGUGGGUGCUCCACUACGACCCGCAGUACUGGGACGAACCUCACGAGUUCCGGCCGGAACGAUUCACCAAGGAGGCCAAGGAGGCGCGUGACCCCUACUGCUACCUGCCCUUCGGCCACGGCCCCAGGAACUGCAUCGGCAUGCGCUUUGCCCUGAUGUCCGUGAAGAUCGCUGUCUGUCGCAUCCUGCAGCGCUACUCUUUCCAGACGUGCAGCGAGACCACGAUUCCACCACAAUUUAACAAGAAUACAUUUUUACAGCUGGAAAAACCACUGAAGGUGAAAGUUGUGGCGCGAAAGGAGGCCGAGUGAAAUAUGAAUCGGGUGAACGAUUGAGAAGGAAGCAAGGGUGACGGCUACAUUCACAUUGUUCAGUUGGAACACGUCACCUUGCCAAUUAGGCCCUUGGUCGGUGAUGGCUAUGGGCAGCAUUUUCCAAAAAUGCAGAGAAAAGUAACGUUUGUCAAUGAGUUAAUCGUGCCUCGCGCGUCUUAAAAUAACAAUUUCUCUGGCGCCAACAUAUAUUAUUGCCAACAGAUAUUGCAGUUCAACUGUGGAGGAAUCUAUUCUUUCUACAUUUUGCGAAUAUAUAUACAAUUGACUCAUAAUCAUAAUGAUUGUAUUUUUUGUUUAUUACAGUAAGUGAUUACAUUAAUAUACUUGUUAUAAGUUACUCUACAUGUAGGUAUCUAUCGUGAUUUAAGGUUGGGUUUGUAAUACGGGUCCAUGUAGUUGGUAUACUUGCUAAAUAAAUACGUGAAUCGCGA